UGGGCGCGCGGCCGGGGCGGCGGGGGCCGGGCCCACCUGUUGGGCCGGGGGCGGCCGGGGCGCGGGGCGCGGGCCGUGCGCGCCUCGGGCCGGCGCCGGGGCGCCCUGCGGGGUCUGGGGCCCUGCCUGGCGGGAGCCCCCCGCGCGGAGCACGUGGCCGGGCCGGCGCGCGCCGCCGCGGGACUUCGGGGGCGUUGGGCUGUGGGUGGCCUGGGAGCUGGGCUCGGCGGCGUGGAGCAGGGGUCCUCCGGGGAGCGGGGGAUGGUGUCCCCGUGCCUCCCAAGCGCCCCGCCUGCAGCCGCGUGGGACUACGUCUACUUUGAGAACUCUUCCAGCAACCCCUACCUGAUCCGGAGGAUCGAGGAACUCAACAAGACGGCCAGUGGGAACGUGGAGGCCAAGGUGGUGUGCUUCUACCGCAGACGCGACAUCUCCAGCGCCCUCGUCGCCCUGGCGGAUAAGCAUGCCACCUUGUCUGUGUGCCACAAAGCUGGACCGGGGGCCGACAGCAGUGAGGAAGGGGAAGCAGAGGAAGAGGUGGAGAGCCCGGAGCUGGAGGAGGAGCUGCCAGACAGGCUCAGGCACCAGCUGCGACACCGUGAGCUCUUCUUGUCCCGGCAGCUGGAGUCUUUGCCCGCCACCCACAUCAGGGGCAAGUGCAGUGUGACUCUGCUCAAUGAGACCGAGUCCCUCAAAUCCUACUUGGAGCGGGAGGAUUUCUUCUUCUACUCACUUGUCUACGACCCACAGCAGAAGACCCUCCUGGCAGACAAGGGGGAGAUCCGGGUGGGCAACCGGUACCAGGCUGACAUCACUGACUUGUUGAAGGAAGGCGAGGAGGACGGUCGUGACCAGUCCAAGCUGGAGACAAAGGUGUGGGAGGCCCACAACCCGCUCAUAGACAAGCAGAUCGACCAGUUCCUGGUGGUGGCGCGCUCCGUGGGCACUUUUGCACGUGCCCUGGACUGCAGCAGCUCCGUACGCCAGCCCAGCCUGCAUAUGAGUGCCGCGGCCGCUUCCCGAGACAUCACCCUGUUCCAUGCCAUGGACACACUGCACAAAAACAUCUACGACAUCUCCAAGGCCAUCUCGGCCCUGGUGCCGCAGGGUGGGCCGGUGCUGUGCCGGGAUGAGAUGGAGGAGUGGUCAGCAUCCGAGGCCAACCUCUUCGAGGAGGCUCUGGAAAAGUAUGGGAAGGACUUCACGGACAUCCAGCAGGACUUCCUGCCGUGGAAGUCGCUGACAAGCAUCAUCGAGUACUACUACAUGUGGAAGACCACCGACAGAUAUGUGCAGCAGAAACGUUUGAAAGCUGCUGAGGCUGAGAGCAAGUUGAAGCAAGUCUACAUCCCCAACUACAACAAGCCAAGUCCAAACCAGAUCAGCGUGAAUAACAUCAAGGCCAGUGUGGUGAACGGUACAGGCGCGCCGGGCCAGAGCCCUGGGGCCGGCCGGGCCUGCGAGAGCUGUUACACCGCACAGUCUUACCAGUGGUAUUCUUGGGGUCCCCCUCACAUGCAGUGUCGCCUCUGCGCAUCUUGUUGGACGUAUUGGAAGAAAUAUGGUGGCUUGAAAAUGCCAACUCGGUUAGACGGAGAACGGCCAGGACCAAACCGCAGCCACACGAGUCCCCAUGGCAUCCCAGCCCGGAGCAGCGGGAGCCCCAAGUUUGCCAUGAAGACAAGGCAGGCCUUUUACCUGCAUACCACCAAGCUGACCCGGAUUGCCCGGCGCCUGUGCCGUGAGAUCUUGCGCCCCUGGCACGCCGCGCGGCACCCCUACAUGCCCAUCAACAGCGCAGCCAUCAAAGCCGAGUGCACUGCCCGGCUGCCGGAGGCAUCCCAGAGCCCGCUGGUACUGAAGCAGGCUGUGCGAAAGCCCCUGGAAGCCGUGCUCCGGUACCUGGAGACCCACCCGCGCCCCCCGAAGCCCGAGCCCGUGAGGAGCACUUCCAGCGUGCUGUGCAGCCUGACGCCCGCCAAGGCAGCCCCUGUCAUCAACAACGGCUCGCCCACCAUCCUGGGCAAGCGGAGCUAUGAGCAGCACAACGGGGUGGACGGCCACAUGAAGAAGCGCCUCUUGAUGCCCAGUAGGGGUCUGGCAAACCACGGACAGCCCCGGCAUAUGGGACCAAGCCGGAACCUCCUACUCAACGGGAAGUCCUAUCCCACCAAAGUGCGCCUCAUUCGGGGGGGCUCACUGCCACCUGUGAAGCGGCGGCGGAUGAACUGGAUCGACGCCCCCGACGACGUGUUCUACAUGGCCACCGAGGAGACCAGGAAGAUCCGCAAGCUGCUCUCCUCCUCGGAGACCAAGCGUGCUGCCCGCCGGCCCUACAAGCCCAUUGCCCUGCGCCCGAGCCAGGCCUUGCCGCUGCGGCCUGCGCCCGUGCCCGCGCCCGUCAACGAUGAGCCCAUCGUCAUUGAGGACUAGCGGCCGUGCCCUCGCCGCCUGGCGCCGGCCAAGCGCCCUCAGAUUGCCAGUGCCCCACUCCCACCCUCCCCUGCAAACGCCGCUGCUCCGGGGCCGCUGGGCGGCGGCGACAGUUUAACUUAUUCCCAGAAAGCCGUUGUUUUAGCGUUGUGUUGACUUCUGGCUGGAGCGGAGCUGAGGGUCGGGCCCUGCACGAGGCGCCCCCGCUUUAGGCUGGGCCCUGCGCUUCUGUUGUGUUCUGUUGAAGGUGCCAUUUUAAAUUUUAUUUUUAUUACUUUUUUUGUAGAUGAACUUGAGCUCUGUAACUUACACCCGGAAUGUUAGAUCGGUGCGGCUGGUGGCGGCCGGCCGAGCUGCCUGUUGGGGUCGGCCCCUUGUCUUUUCAAGUAAUUUUCAUAUUAAACAAAAACAAAGAAAAAAAAGCUCAUAAAAAGAAAAAAACCCAACCUGCCCUUGACU
This is a messenger RNA of Ochotona princeps (American pika), 2892 nucleotides long. RefSeq names its product metastasis associated 1 (gene MTA1). The transcript has 21 exons. The record is from RefSeq and is a predicted model, not a curated record. Gene Ontology annotation, molecular function: histone deacetylase binding; transcription coactivator activity; chromatin binding. NCBI's taxonomy places the organism in Eukaryota, Metazoa, Chordata, Mammalia, Lagomorpha, Ochotonidae. Gene Ontology annotation, biological process: response to ionizing radiation; double-strand break repair; negative regulation of transcription by RNA polymerase II. Gene Ontology annotation, cellular component: NuRD complex; nucleoplasm. Bases 262 to 2433 code for a protein of 723 amino acids.